Nannospalax galili (Upper Galilee mountains blind mole rat) is the source of this 7474-nucleotide messenger RNA. RefSeq names its product potassium voltage-gated channel subfamily D member 3 (gene Kcnd3). Gene Ontology annotation, cellular component: membrane; voltage-gated potassium channel complex; neuronal cell body. Gene Ontology annotation, biological process: protein homooligomerization; potassium ion export across plasma membrane. The coding region runs from base 144 to 2111 and encodes 655 amino acids. Lineage: Eukaryota; Metazoa; Chordata; Mammalia; Rodentia; Spalacidae. The record is from RefSeq and is a predicted model, not a curated record. Gene Ontology annotation, molecular function: A-type (transient outward) potassium channel activity; protein binding. The transcript is spliced from 8 exons.
CCCCGGGCUCCCCGGCCGCGGCUUCCUCGCGCGCGCGGGGCGCGGGGCCUGGGGCGUGCUUCGGCGAAGGGUCGCUGAACUAACAACUCCAAGCUGGUGUGCACAGUGUCUGAGCUGCUGCCAGCCCGAAAGCUGGAGUCACCAUGGCGGCAGGAGUUGCAGCCUGGCUGCCUUUUGCUCGGGCUGCAGCCAUUGGAUGGAUGCCGGUGGCCAAUUGCCCCAUGCCCUUAGCUCCAGCGGACAAGAACAAAAGGCAGGAUGAGUUGAUUGUCCUCAAUGUGAGUGGCCGGCGCUUCCAGACCUGGAGGACCACGUUGGAGCGCUACCCGGACACCCUGCUGGGCAGCACCGAGAAGGAGUUCUUCUUUAACGAGGACACCAAGGAGUAUUUCUUUGACCGCGACCCAGAAGUGUUCCGCUGUGUGCUCAACUUCUACCGCACUGGGAAGCUGCACUACCCGCGCUAUGAGUGUAUCUCGGCCUAUGAUGACGAGCUGGCCUUCUACGGCAUCUUGCCCGAGAUCAUCGGAGACUGCUGCUAUGAGGAGUACAAAGACCGCAAGCGGGAGAACGCGGAGAGGCUCAUGGAUGACAACGACUCGGAGAACAACCAGGAGUCCAUGCCCUCGCUCAGCUUCCGUCAGACCAUGUGGCGGGCCUUCGAGAACCCCCACACCAGCACCCUGGCCCUGGUCUUCUACUACGUGACUGGCUUCUUCAUCGCCGUCUCGGUCAUCACCAACGUGGUGGAGACGGUGCCCUGCGGCACGGUGCCUGGGAGCAAGGAGCUGCCGUGCGGAGAGCGCUACUCGGUGGCCUUCUUUUGCCUGGACACUGCUUGUGUCAUGAUCUUCACCGUGGAGUACCUCCUCCGGCUCUUCGCGGCUCCCAGCCGCUACCGAUUCAUCCGCAGCGUGAUGAGCAUCAUCGAUGUGGUGGCCAUCAUGCCCUAUUACAUCGGCCUGGUCAUGACCAACAACGAGGACGUGUCUGGGGCCUUCGUCACGCUCCGGGUCUUCCGCGUCUUCAGGAUCUUCAAAUUCUCCCGACACUCCCAGGGCCUCCGGAUCCUGGGCUACACCUUGAAGAGCUGUGCCUCAGAACUGGGCUUUCUCCUCUUCUCCCUCACCAUGGCCAUCAUCAUCUUUGCCACUGUGAUGUUUUAUGCUGAGAAGGGCUCCUCUGCCAGCAAGUUUACGAGCAUCCCAGCUUCUUUCUGGUACACCAUUGUCACCAUGACUACACUGGGAUAUGGAGACAUGGUGCCUAAGACCAUAGCAGGAAAGAUCUUCGGCUCCAUCUGCUCCCUGAGUGGCGUCUUGGUCAUUGCCCUGCCAGUCCCUGUGAUUGUUUCCAACUUUAGCAGGAUUUACCACCAGAAUCAGAGAGCAGAUAAACGCAGGGCACAAAAGAAGGCCCGCCUUGCCAGGAUCCGUGUGGCCAAAACAGGAAGCUCCAAUGCCUACCUGCACAGCAAGCGCAAUGGGCUCCUCAACGAGGCCCUGGAGCUGACGGGCACCCCAGAAGAGGAGCACAUGGGCAAGACCACCUCACUCAUUGAGAGCCAGCACCACCAUCUGCUGCACUGCCUAGAAAAGACCACUGGGUUGUCCUAUCUUGUGGAUGAUCCCCUGUUAUCUGUACGAACCUCCACCAUCAAGAACCACGAGUUUAUUGAUGAGCAGAUGUUUGAGCAGAACUGUAUGGAGAGCUCAAUGCAGAACUACCCAUCCACAAGAAGUCCUUCUCUGUCCAGUCAUUCGGGCCUCACCACCACCUGCUGCUCCCGUCGCAGUAAGAAGACCACACACCUGCCCAACUCUAAUCUGCCAGCCACUCGCCUGCGCAGCAUGCAAGAGCUCAGCACGAUCCACAUCCAGGGCAGUGAGCAGCCCUCGCUCACCACCAGUCGCUCUAGCCUUAAUUUGAAAGCAGACGACGGACUGAGACCAAACUGCAAAACAUCCCAGAUCACCACAGCCAUCAUCAGCAUCCCCACUCCCCCAGCUCUAACCCCAGAAGGGGAAAGUCGGCCACCUCCUUCCAGCCCAGGCCCUAACACGAACAUUCCUUCCAUAGCCAGCAAUGUCGUCAAGGUCUCUGCCUUGUAAAAUCACUGGACGGAGGGUCAGAGGGGGUAGUGGGGAGUAAAAGGGGCUGGCAUGUUGGUGGGUGGCCACUGGGACCACUCCCUCCCCUUUUCCCACUAUUUCUGUGUGCCCCAUUGCACCCCUAGCACUGAGACUUGUGUCUGGGGGGAAAAAAGAGGCAGCACAGGAUACCUGGGGUUCCUGCUGCUGGUGUGGACACAGCCCUGUGACAUUGCAUCUUGCUGGAGCCAGAGGAAGGGAGGGGGUGGGUAGGGGAUGGGCUGUUAGGGGGUGUAGGCUGCUUACCAGGAUAGGGCCUUGGUGGGGGCACCUCAGACCAAAUAACAAUUGUUUCUGGAGACCCCAGUGAGGAAAACAAAAGACCAAGAGAAGCACAGAGGCCGAGCCGUCACAUGCAAAACAGGAAGAAAAUAUAACACUGUGUAUUUAAGCACCUUUUUCAAGGAUCUUAAUGGAUAAUAUUUAUUCAUGGGAAAAGGUGGAAAACAAAAUCACCAAUGGAUUUUGUGAAAUGUUUUUCUCCAUGGACCCAAUAUCUUUAAACCAAAACAAUGCAUUUUGUGAGGUUGGUUUUUAUUUUAUCUCCUUUUAUAGCAAAAGCUUUUAGGCUCAAAGUCAGUUAUUGCUGAGUUCUCUCUCCAUUCUCCAGGUGAGUGGGGUCACCUUUGCCUGGGCCCACCUUGCCCACCUGACCUGCACAGAGCUGUGAAGCAACCACACAGCAACCCUUAUGCUCUGUCUGUCACUUGUCUCUGUAUCUCUGUGCUUCCCCCUGGCUGUUUGUGUCCAACCAUCUGUCUCUCAGGAUCCAGGGAUCCUGAGACGUGCUAGUAGAGCCUUCUCUGUCACUGCCAAGUACCACAGACUUGUGCCUGGGAGUCAGGCCUGAGUGAAUGCAAAUACAGAGGAGGAAGUUAUGAAGCCAAAGUAGGGAGGUUUUAAGGGUGAGGUAAGUCUACUUUAUGCACAGAGGUGCUUCCCUUGUGAUUGGACCCACUGGUGUUUGCAGUCUGCUGUGAGAGGAGACAGAGAAUGGUCAUGUUUAUCACACUGAGUCUUGAAAAAGGAAAUAGCAACUUCCGAAAAGUGGUCGUCUUUGCUGUGUGCCAGUGAGAAGACUGAAGAACCUAGGCUUGCAGCUGCCACCAGCCCCAUGGCACCUUGCUAUGUACCCCUUUCAGAAUCCACCCAAAAGCCCAUGUAGAGCUCUGCCCCGAGGCCCCAAGAGAAGUUUCUUCCAGCAAGAACAAUGGAAUGGGACCAAGUUUUCUGACUUACAGCCUGGGGCAGUUUCUAGGAGGCUGUGGAAGGUUAAAUCUGUGUGCCUCUCCAAGAAUGCCCUUCCAAAGCAAGAAAUCAAGAAAGAGAUUCUAGAUGAUUCUUACUUGGUCUGAAAGCUGCCUCGAGGUCUGAAGUGCCUUCUGGCCUGAUCUCUGAAGACAGCUGAAAGAGAAGCAUUGAUCAUCUCCCUGUUAAUGAGGGAGUGAAGAUUACUUCUUGAAAAUUCAGGCAGAUUUGUGUUCAAGUAUAUGCCUGCUAUUGGGGCUCAGAAUAGUAUUUCUGAGAUCUUCCCAAUCAUUUGCAGAACUUGCAGCAGAAUAGAUGGAACUCGGGGUUAGUGACAAGAACCCUUUCCCACCCUCUUCAACCCCAACUAACCUACUGCAAUUUCUGAAGCCUGGGCUCUGAGAUACAUGAGUUCCUCCUUAUCCAUUCUAUGGCUCAUUGGUAAACUGUCCAUUUGCAACUCAAAAUUUCUCUGCCUACCAUAGCUAUCUAGAUGAGUUUCUAAAUGAGGACCCUUCAAACACUUAUGGGACUCCCUUAUGACCCCAGCUCCAGUGACUGUAGGCAGAGGAAGUCAAGGCAUUUUGAGGUGGCACCUAAGCAGACAGUGGGCAGAAGGGCAGAGGAAAGGAACCUUCUUUACAUCUUUAUCUCCUUGUGCUUAUCUGCAGGGAUCACUAACAACAGUCAUCUUUUCUCUGGGUCUAGCCUCAAGGAUUUCCCCUUAUCAUAGUAAUGGGGUAAUUCCUGCUCUUUGAGUUACUACUGUAAGAAAACAGAAAAGCAUUACAUCCAACUUUAGAAAAAUACAUAUGCACACACACACACACACACACACACACACACACACACACACAAAACCAUAUCCAACAACGGGUACUUAAAUUCAUUUACUUCAUACAGUAUAUCCGUCAAGGCAGAGAGCUAAGCCGAACUCCAUUUUAGAGGAACAGUAAAAGACAGAAAAGGACCUUUCUUUUGAGAGGAUGGGCCAUGGGACAAAGGAAUGUCUAGUGCAUUAUACAUCUAAGAACUAAGUGGGAUAAGGGAUAUAGAGUUAAAAAAAAAGAAUACUGUUGUAUUCACAUGUAAACUGCCAUACAUCAUCUAAGAACAAAUCAUUACGUGGUUGGAAUGAUGACUGAUUCAACCAAGGAUUUCCAUGUCACCUGGACAAUGCACCAACAGAACAUAUUUGUAGUUCUCAUGAAAAUGAAUACAUUUUAAAAAUCAUGUCCUUAGGCCGGGCGUGGUGGCGCACGCCUUUAGUCCCAGCACUUGGGAGGCAGAGGCAGGCGGAUCUUUGUGAGUUCGAGGCCAGCCUGGUCUACAUAGUGAGUUCCAGGACAGCUGGGGCUACAAGGAGACCCUGUCUCAAAAAGACAAAAAAAAAUCAUGUCCUUAACAAUUCCAUUUUUAAUAACUUGAGUGAGCUCAACCUUUGAAUUGCUUCAAUUUCAUCUCCAAAGCCCAUACUAUGCCAGUUCCUAAAAGAACAUUAGACCAUCUUCAUCAUCAUUUCCCCACUGCAGCGUUGGCCAGGGUAAGGGACACAGCUCACCUGUGCUCAAAGAUAUAAACCCAGGAAAACAGCUCACAGUCAUAUGCCUGCUAAAGGGUAUUUGUAAGUAAACACAGGUGGCAAAAGUACACUGAAUCAGCUUAAGAAGUCUAACUCAUUGGCUAGUGAGUGAAAAACGAGGAUACCACAAUUUUCUGGGGACCAACAGCUUUCUGGUGCAGUGACUCUUGAGCUUCAUGGUCCAUGAACCAUUUUAGAAUAACAGAAGGGGGCUGGAGAGAUGGCUCAGCAGCUAACUGGAUGCUCUUGCAGAGGACGGAUUUUGAUUCCCCGUACACACAUGGCAGAUAACAACCAUCUGUAACUCCGGUUCCAGGGGAUCUGAUGCCCUCUUCUGACCUCCACAGGCACUUCAUUCAUGUGAUACAAUUACAUAUGGGCUGGCAAAACACUCAUACCUUAAAAAAUAAUAAGAUAAAUAGGUUCUCAAAACCACUCUAUUAGGGGAGGUUAUAAAAAAGACAAAAAUUAAAGGCCUAAGGCUACAUUCAAAUAAUAAAUGGAUAUUUGGGAAAUAUAGUAUACCAGACCUAGAAGAGAUUAAAGAAUAUCCAAUUCAUUUUACAGCAUAGAAAGCUGAGGUUCAGAGAACUUGAUUCCUUCAAGGUAAUGCAGUCAUUUAAGGAUGGAGUUGGGACCAGAUCAUAAGAGCCUUGGUUACUGGUCUAAUGUUUUAUCCAGCACACCCGUUGCCUCUCAGAGUUAAUGUGUGUGUGGAGAGCCAUCAAAGAUGCCAUGUCGUAACUGGACAGUCUUGUGUAAAUGUCAACACAACUUGGGCAUAGCCCUUGGAAAUCACCUGACUGUACUAAUACAAAUUAGACUUUGGACACCACCAUUCCCUGGGUAGAACCAACUAUUAGCUAUCAAUUCUAUCUAAAAUGGGUGAACUCAUGAAUAGUCAAGAUUUUUCAAUCAAAUGUUCUUAAUGAAAAGGAGGCUUGGACAGUGACAUUUCAAAGCAUACCUUUCCUUUCAAUUCUUACUACAAUCUGUGAAAGUAGUGGGUCACUUUAGUAAGUCCUCAAUUCAGAGAGAAGAAAUGGACACAAAGAAGUAGAAUGAUUCACCCAAGGUACAUGGCAAGGUAGUGACAGAAUCAUGAUUCAAUCCAGGACUUAGACAUCAUGUCUGGGAGUGUUCUACAUAAUGCUCCAUGGCUCUGAGACUUGCUCAUAUUUUUAAAACCUGAAUUUCAAAGGUGGUGAUUAGGGGAGUAAACAUUCCCUUUAGAACCACCCUGAAGCAGCAGGCCUUCCUGAAACAAACCAUUAUUUCUCUCUCAUUACUGAUUUUCCUAACUAGUCUCAAGCUCAGGACUAACUGUACAGAACCCCUUUCAAAAGACCAAUAGAUAGUCUCAACAACAGUUGAAUAUAUUAGUCUACAACCACAUAAUUUGAACAGAUGUGAAAGAGGGUAGUUGAUGAUCCAUGAUUAGUAAGUCACCUAUGGAACUGCCGAGGACUUUAGCCAUUUGUUUUUCUCCUGCAGUUCAAGAUCAUGUCAUUUUCUUGUUAGAGUGCAGGUAUACCUACCUGGAAGCAUUAUAUGCCUAGAUUGUUUUCCUUGUCUUUUUUAAAAAAUAGAAGUAGUGGCUGAAAUUGAGCUAGCACUAGAUUUGAAAUUACUAAUGGAUUCCAGUCGUUCAGGCUCCCUCACAUCAAUUAGUAGGUAACUAAGUAAGGCAGAAGGAUCCCAAUACUGUUCAUUUGAGGCAAUAUUAGUUUCUCUUUUAUACUAGUUGGUAUGGUAACCAUGGUAACAGGAACAGGCGAAACUUUUAUUUCCCUCUCUGAUUUCCUAACAAAUUCUCAUUAUUUGCAAAGCUUUAAAAUGAUGGGAUAAAGGAAAAGCAUUGUCAUGACCCAUGAUAUUUGGAGCCCAAAAAGCAUCAUGAAGCAUCAUUAGAACCAAGAGAAAGUGGCUAUCAGAAAACAAAGCAUCUUUUUAAAGGGGUUCCUUAUGGGUCUUGUUUUCUAUUCAGGAUGUUCUAUGUUUGCUCAUCAAGUGUGGGAAUGACAUUUAUCGUAGCAGGUUAUUUAAACUACACUGGCUGAUGUCACGCCAACCAGUGUAGGGCACUGACCCAAGUCUUGGGAAGUCCUUGGACCAAUGGACUAUUUUACAAACCUGGGAGGUGGGAGGGGUGGUAUAUUUUUGAUAAUCAGACAUUCCAGUGUUUUCCUCAGAGGUCACACUCUCCCAUUAAUGUUAUUGUGAAAAACAUCAAGUGUGUUCUUUUCUAUUUUCGUAUAAUACUGGGCUUUGCUUACCAACAUCACAAUGGCAAAGAAAUAUACUGUACAAAACUGCAAGAAGAGAAACAUGUGAAACCUUUUUGUGGGAGAAAAAAGCUCUUAAGUUUCUUGUUGUCUUCUUUUGAAACUGUAGUGCAUAUGUUAAAACAUGUAUAUCAUUUACAGUACUGAGUCGUGUGCCACUGCUGUACCUGAUGUAUCCAAUCUGGAUUAAACAAACUAUGUGCCACAAA